This is a messenger RNA of Macadamia integrifolia, 699 nucleotides long. RefSeq lists its product as uncharacterized. The coding region runs from base 1 to 699 and encodes 232 amino acids. Lineage: Eukaryota; Viridiplantae; Streptophyta; Magnoliopsida; Proteales; Proteaceae. The record is from RefSeq and is a predicted model, not a curated record. The transcript has a single exon.
AUGAGAGAUGUCAACAAAUCUUUGCUUUGCAAGCAAGCAUGGAAUCUGAAGCAUGGGAACUCUGCAUUGACCAGCUCCCUCAAGGCUCAUUUCAUGAAAAAUGGCCUCCCUAAAAAAACUAUUAGACCCUCAUUUAUAUGGCCUGGUAUUCGCAAAAUGUGGUCUUUCAUAUCUAGCAAGGAGAGACAGAUUGUAGGCAACGGGAAAAAAACCAACCUCUGGAAUGCAAGCUGGUUGGGGGAUUUUUCUAUUGUGGAAGCCUCUGGUAAUGCUCUCUCUCCUAUCAUCAAUUCGACGACCACAGUCUUUGAUAUAAUUUCAAACUGUAAGUGGACUAUCCCUGAGGUUCAUUCAAGUGCUCUAAGGGAUGCCUUCUUUGCAGCCAAAUUAAUCAGGCUUACUCAGUUUGAUAUGGAAGACCAAUACUUUUGGAGUGGAUCAACAAUAGGGGCUUUCUCCACUUCCUCUGCUUGGAAUGAAAUCAGACAACGAAACCUAAAGGUUCCCUGGUUCUCCCUUGUCUGGAAUAAGAUGCUACAACCUCGCCAAUCUGUGUUUGGCUGGCGUCUGAUGCACGGGAAAAUGCCCAUGGAUGAUAUCAUUUCCCAAAAAGGUAUUCCCUUGGUCUCAAAAUGUUACCUCUGUGGUUUGGAUGCUGAAUUAAAAUUUGGAAGCAGUUCACUGACUGCUUUGGGGUAA